AUGCCUCGUAAGGAGAGGAGGAAGAAACAGAUACAAAAGGAGCUGUGUGAGGCUGCUAAAGGCAGUGGAUCCCUCACCAGCUGGAUUACAAAGAGCACAGAUAAACAGCAAGUGAAGGGUAAUAGUUCAGAUGAGGAGAUGGAAGGAGAAAGCGAGAGUCUCUUCAUUAAUCAGAGUGAUUUCCUGCUGGAUCUUUACUCACUCGUGGAAAGCUAUGAGAUUAGCAGGAGUGUCAUUCCAGAAAUACUGCCAGUUUUGCUUUCAACACCUUAUGUCUGGAUCAUAGAUCUCUCACAGAGAAAGAGCUCCGUCCUCCUGGAAGUGCUGAAACUACAAACACAGAAGAAACAAGUGAACCUGAGCGGAUGUUCAGAGGAAGAGAGUGAAGUGAUGAGUUUCCUUCAGUGUCUGCCCUACAUCUCACAGCUGAGAUGUUCUGAGAAGUGUUUGUUAACUCUAGUUAAAUUGGUCCAGUUAAGAGAGAAUCCAGAGCUGGUGACUUCACUGUUUGAGGUUCUUGACUUCUCCCUCAGUUUGGAAAGACAUUUACCCAAUAAAACCUGCAGAUCUGUGGGGAGAUUCUUACGUUUCUCUUCUGAAAGACUCAACCUCACUCUAAAACCUAAAAACAUCUCUAUCAGAGGAACAAGGCUUCUCUUCAGACACAUCACAAACAUACACACACUCAGGUUGAGUGGUUAUAUGGUUGUGAGAGCAGUGCAGGCAUUGAGAUCUAUGAAGGUUCGAGCUCCCAUCACUGUUAAUAAACUCACACUUGAUCCAAAUGUGGAACAACAGUCAGAGAGGAAUCAGUCCAGAGUCCUGAGCAGCUUAGCCAUUCUUCUGAGACUCUGGACUGUCCAGUGUUUGAACUUGAGUGGAUGCAAGAUUCAGUCUGUUUCUGUGUCUGUCCUACUGUGUCACCAGGGACCAGUGACUCUCAGUCUGUCUGACGUGACUCUCCAGAAGAUGGUUGAAUGUGUCUAUGAAGCUCAGGAAGAUGAACUGACUGAAUGCUUCCUGCAGAAAGUGAACAAUGAUCUGACUUCCUGUUCCCUAAACUGGGAAGAGUUUCAUUAUUUCCUGCAGCACAGAAAUCAACAAAUCACUGUGAACCUCAGAAAGAGUAACAUUCAAUGCAGAAUCAAUGAAAUUCUGCCAUUCCUGAACCAGAUUCAGUUUAAACGUAUGAGCUCUGUCUUCAUGCUGUGUGUAAUCAGAGAGAUCUAUGAGUCCGGCUCUGCUGGUUUUGUGUCCGGUCUGUUGAGUUCAGUGGAGAACUACAUUAAUCUGCAGUGCAGAGAUCUGGACUCUGUUCACUGUGACGCCCUGCGCUUCACACUGCAGCACUGCACUGCAGCUUCACUCAACCUACAGUGGACCUCCAUACCAGAGGAAGAGCUGGAGAGCAUUCUGCCUCUCUUCACACAGCUCUUCAACAACAGUAUUGAAUUCAGAGAAAUCUUCAGCACAGACCCACGAUUUGAGAUCUGCUGA
Labeo rohita (rohu) is the source of this 1497-nucleotide messenger RNA. RefSeq lists its product as uncharacterized. NCBI's taxonomy places the organism in Eukaryota, Metazoa, Chordata, Actinopteri, Cypriniformes, Cyprinidae. The record is from RefSeq and is a predicted model, not a curated record. Bases 1 to 1497 code for a protein of 498 amino acids. The transcript has 8 exons.